Biomphalaria glabrata is the source of this 3044-nucleotide messenger RNA. Its product is annotated as sorting nexin-2-like. The transcript is spliced from 13 exons. The coding region runs from base 62 to 1630 and encodes 522 amino acids. Gene Ontology annotation, molecular function: phosphatidylinositol binding. Gene Ontology annotation, cellular component: endosome membrane; endosome. Gene Ontology annotation, biological process: early endosome to Golgi transport. NCBI's taxonomy places the organism in Eukaryota, Metazoa, Mollusca, Gastropoda, Planorbidae. The record is from RefSeq and is a predicted model, not a curated record.
UGAAAUUAAGGGGUGUAAACCCAGUCGUGAAAGCGUUCAGAGUUAUCACGUGAUUCUCAAAAUGGCUGACGGAGUGGAACCUCCCCCAUUCGACAACGAUGAAGAAGAUGUAAAAGAGGACGAUGAUUUAUUUUCAGAUGCCAAGGAGAAGCCAUCAUCACCAGAAACUGAGAAAUCUCCUGACCCUCCUCAUAAUGGUGUAGAUCAUACGCCUGAUGACGACAUUGAUGAAUUAUUUAAAGGUGGAAGUUCAGAAAUUAAACUUGAUUCCGAUGAAGAGAAUGAAGUUCAAGACAAUGGAGAUAAAGCUCCAGUGUCUUCUAAGCCAGAGAAAGCAUUGGCCUCCCAAGCCAAGGAGUCGACUCCUCAAAUUUUGGUUUCACAAGCAACAACAGCAAAAACAAAAGUAGCAGCGCCUUCCUUAAAAUCUGUUGAUCCUUCUGAUUCUACUGAUGAGAAAGAAGCCUAUGAAAUGGAAAUAAAAAUAACAGAGUCUUCUAAAAUGGGAGAGGGAAUGUCAGCUUAUAUUGUUUAUAAAAUUAUAACCAAGACAUCAAAUCCUGCCUACAGGCGACCAACAAAUGCAGUACUCCGACGCUUUAGUGAUUUCUUAGGGCUACACGCCAAAUUGGUUGAAAAACAUGUGCCUUUAGGAAUUAUUGUGCCACCUGCUCCAGAAAAAAGUGUUUUAGGAAUGACGAAGGUGAAAAUGUCCAAAGAAGAAUCUGGUUCAUCAGAUUUUGUUGAAAGGCGCAGAGCAGCACUUGAGAGGUUUCUUGUUCGAACAGCUGCUCACCCUACUCUGGCUAGUGAUCCUGAUUUUAUAGAAUUUCUUGAAAAAGAUGGAGAUCUCCCAAAGUCAACCAGUACAUCAGCACUAAGUGGGGCAGGUGUAAUGAGAUUGUUUCACAAAGUUGGAGAGUCCCUGGAGAAGAUCACCCUCAAAGUGGAUGAAAGUGAUGAGUGGAAUCAAGAGGUGGAGUGGUUUGAGGAAAAGCAACAACAGGUGGAAGCAUUGGACAUACAGUUAAGGAAACUUCAUAAUAAUAUUGAAACACUUUCAAUUCAUCGCAAAGAACUUAGUCAGAGUACAGCUAUUUUUGCAAAGAGUGCAGCCAUGUUGGGCAAUGUUGAGGAACACACUGCAUUGUCCCGCGCUCUCUCGCAGCUCGCUGAGACAGAAGAAAAGAUUGAGCUACUGCACAAAGAACAAUCAGAAGCAGAUUUUUUCCUAAUGGCAGAGCUAAUGAAAGACUAUGUAGCCCUCAUGGGUGCUGUGAAGGAUGUUUUUCAUGAAAGAAUUAAGACCUACAAGGUCUGGAAAGAUGCUGAAAGCACACUGGCCAAGAAGAGAGACGCUAAAGUUAAGCUGGAAAUGCAAAAUAAAUUAGACAAAAUUACUCAAGCUCAGGCAGAGAUCACUGAGUGGGAGCAAAAAGUUGAGAAGGGUCAAGAAGACUUUGAAACUAUUUCCAAAAAUAUUAAGAAAGAAAUGUCUAGGUUUGAAAAACUUCGAGUCAAUGACUUCAGAGACAAUGUGAUUAAAUAUCUGGAAAUACUUAUGGAUAACCAGGAGAAGCUAAUCAAGUAUUGGGAAACAUUUCUGCCUGAGGCUAAAGCAAUAGCUUGAAAGUCUUUAUUUUAUUAUAAUUUUUUGUCUUUGUAUAAUAAUUGUCUAUUACAGUGAAUGUAUGCAUCUUUUUUUCCUUUGAUGAAAAAAACAAAUAAAAUAAUUUUCCAACCAUACCUUGUCUCACUUUAAAAGUGAUUAGUGUAACAUUUUCUUCCCUCACAUACUCUCACAGGUACCAUUGCCAUAUUUUUAUAUUAUCUAUCAAGGUUUAUAUGAUUUCUAUCGAUUUGUUUAAUUUAAGUUACUAUAUAUGUAUCACAAAGUUAAUUUUCACAAAAGCAAAUAUACUGCUUCUAGUUUAUAUCUCAAAUGAAUAUAAAAUAUAGUUAAACUUUACACAUUUAAGUUUAUCAAAUGGAUUUAUCUGUGUACUGUAUUUCAACUGUUGCAUUAAUUAAAUUUUGAAUAUUUCCUUUUUUUUUUUAAAAAAAGGGACUUAAAUGGUUUAAAAGUUUAUCAACAAAAUUCACAAAUUCUGUCCCAGUGUGAUUGAAUACAUAUUUAAAUUCAUGAAUGUUACACAGGUUUGUUUGGUUUUCUACACAAGAUUUCACUUGUUUUGAAGUUUAUAAGACAUUUUGUCAAGUCCUCACAGUCACCUAACUUUUGAGUUAUCAGUCAAAAUGUCAUGUUUUCUAAAUGUUGGAAUGCCAUAUUAUUAAUUUAUAUCUUUUGUAUACAAAAUAAAAUAGCCUUAAUCAUAAACUGUGUUUGAAACAAUUUUUACACAAUUACUGUCACCAAAACUAAUGAUUAAAAAAAAACAAAUGACCUAGGUGAAUGUGAUUAGACCAUGACAAAAUGAGUACAAAUGAUGUCAUGUUUUCACCAAUGAUGUUCUCAAACUCAUCUUGUUUGACGCCAAGCAAAGUCUGGGGAUCUUGGUUAACACAAGGCUUUUAAUCAACAAUUAAUUACAUAUAUAAUGUUUAUGUAAAAAAUGUCCAUGUAUAAAGUCAUAUUCACAUUGAAUUUAUCUUGUGAUAAUGUAGGAAGUGCGAUUGUAUGCUUAAUUUUGUGAAAUUGAGAUGGACACUUUGCUUCUUGUUUUAUUUUACAGAAUACAAAAUAAUUUGUAUCAAUGUUUUGCUGAGCUCAAGUUACUUCAUUGAAAAUGACAAUAAGACUGUCAUUAGCUAUUAAAGUCAAUGUUGUCCUUUUUUUUUGUCACAAAUAACUGAAAGCAAAAUUCAUUCCAGAUUUUGAGCAUAUAUAUUUCUUAGCAUCCAGAAAUUUGUGGCAUGUUCAGUAUUUUAUGUUGUAUUUUUGUAGUCUGUGUUUUAAAAAAAACAACAUAUUAUUAUAUUACUAUUUUUUUUUAUAUAGGUGAUGAUUCUAAAAGUAUGUUUAGUUGGAAAAUGUAUGUUGUCCCUAACUUUCCAAAAUUUAAAUUAAAUUAUAAAAAUUUUAA